Solanum verrucosum is the source of this 1071-nucleotide messenger RNA. RefSeq lists its product as uncharacterized. Bases 1 to 1071 code for a protein of 356 amino acids. The record is from RefSeq and is a predicted model, not a curated record. NCBI's taxonomy places the organism in Eukaryota, Viridiplantae, Streptophyta, Magnoliopsida, Solanales, Solanaceae. The transcript has a single exon.
AUGGCAAAAGGGAAUGCGAUGGAGGAUGGGGACCCUCGAAUUCAGGAAGAGAACCAGGGUAUAGAGGAACGAGAAUCGCCUAUUCCACAAAACCUUGCCAAAGAACCACAAUAUGAUGCAGAGCAACAUGUUCAAGAUCCAAAAAUCACGCAACCUUUACCCAAAAUACCUCCACCAUUUCCUCAACGUUUGAAAAAGAAGAAUGGAGAUGAGAAGUUCAAAACAAAUUUGUCAGUAUUCAAGAACCUAUCAAUUAACCCUCCUCUGGUGGAAGCAUUUUUGGAAAUGCCGGGAUACGCCAAAUUCAUGAAUGAGCUGGUUACAAAGAAAAAGAGCUUGGAGUAUGAGACGAUUGAGGUGCCUCAUAGUUCUAGCACAAUUAUGACAAAUGAGUCAAUCACUAAGAGAGAAGAUCCUGGGGCAAUCAUAAUUCCAUGCACAAUUGGCAUGUUCCAAUUCGCUAAAUCUUUGUGUGAUUUAGGAGAAAACAUUAACUUGAUGCCCUACGCAAUAUAUGAGCAACUUGGUUUGGGUGAACCAAAGGCAACCACAAUGAGACUCCUUAUGGCUGAUCGAUCAAUUAAGGACCCAGUGGGGAUACUCCAUGACAUAUUGGUAAAAGUAGAUUGGUUCAUCUUUUCGCCUGAUUUUGUGAUUCUAGAUUGUGAAUUCGAUGUUGAAAUCACCAUUAUUUUGGGAAGGCCAUUCUUAGCUAAUGGGAGAGCAUUUGUGGAUGUCAAAAGAGGGAAAUUAAAGUUCCAUGUGAACGAUGAUGAUGUGACCUUCAAUAUUUGUAAAUCCAUCAAGCAAUCAAGUAAUAUCCAUGUGGUGUCUACUGAGGAUGUUAUAGUGACAAGUGUUAGCCAUUUAAUGAAAAAGAAUGAACCCCCUGAGUAUGUACUUGCCAACUAUGAUGAAUACAAAGUUCAAGGCUAUGAGGAAGUGGUAGCUGCCUUAUCAGGGUUAGGAGUAUAUUCAAGGGAUCCAAUCAAGUUGGAUAUCGACCUAAAAAAUAGAGAAAGUCCUCCUGCAAAGCCAUCAACAGAAGAACCCCCGAAUCUGGGGUUAUAA